Pseudoliparis swirei is the source of this 2533-nucleotide messenger RNA. It is a transcript of the gene tada3l, whose product is annotated as transcriptional adaptor 3 (NGG1 homolog, yeast)-like. The coding region runs from base 859 to 2154 and encodes 431 amino acids. The record is from RefSeq and is a predicted model, not a curated record. The transcript has 8 exons. NCBI's taxonomy places the organism in Eukaryota, Metazoa, Chordata, Actinopteri, Perciformes, Liparidae. Gene Ontology annotation, molecular function: transcription coactivator activity. Gene Ontology annotation, biological process: regulation of transcription by RNA polymerase II. Gene Ontology annotation, cellular component: SAGA complex.
AGUUGGAGUAUGUUUUCAACAAAACGAACAUACCCUGCGACGCGACCAUUCUGGUCUCUGAGCAGGAGACGUGUCGCUCUCUGACCGUUGGUUCAGAAGUCAGUUAUACUCUUCUUCUUUUUUUACAUGUUCUUAAAUAAAACAUGUUAAAAAACAGCGUUAUAAUACACAUAUAAUCAAAUUACACAAUAGAACGAUGGAUUUAGCGGAAAUGUAUUCAGUAUGCCCCCUGACACGAUAUGGUUUGAUCCGAUGAAACCAUUAGCGCGAUACACUAGUCACAUUGUGAAGAUUAUAUUGAUGUUUGUACAUAAUGAGAUAACGUAAGCCUGCGACUUGUUUAGUACUGCGUGAUAAAAUAAUGUUCUCAUUGUGACUUUAUCGAACAAAAAGGCGUAUGUAUUAAUUUGAACACAUUUCGCACCCCUCUGUAACCACAAUGGCUCUUUCCAUCAUGGACGCCAUACGCUGACCGUAAAUAUCAACCCUCCUAAACAGUCUGAUAUACCUCUGUGCUUUUCGCGAAUUGUGUUCAAUUCUUCUAAUUUGUUCCACUUAAAUCUAAAACGUCCGUGAGCAAAACCCGUGAAAUCAUAACCGCCGAUGUUUGCGCGUGAGAGUAAAUCGGGGCCGUUUGGGCCCAGCGGGUUCGCGGCGGUCCCGACAAGCAGACCUGCGUGUGCGUGUAUCCGGGCGCGUGCGUGCGUGUAUUGCUAGAGAGAUGCGGACGAGCUGAACCGCAGCUGGACACCGCUGUGCCUGCGCGUCAUUGACCACUGCCGACACCUUCUUGUACCAGUCCCCCCCCCCCCCCCCCCCCGCCCCGCAGACGCUGCCAGGUGUUUGCCGCACGGCACCAUGAGUGAGCUGAAGGACUGCCCCCCACUCAAAUACUACGACUUCAAGCCCGUCGAGCACGUCAAAGUGUGCCCCCGCUACACGGCGGUGCUCGGCCGCUCGGAGGACGAUGGCAUCGGCAUUGAGGAGCUGGACACCCUGCAGCUGGAGCUGGAGACGCUGCUGUCCUCCGCCAGUCGCCGCCUCCGGGCCCUGGAGGAGCAGAGACAGAUCCUCACGGACUGGCAGGACAAGAAGGGGGACAAGCGCUUCCUGAAGCUGGGGAAGGACCCCGACCCGGCGGACUCGUCUCGCCACAAACCAAAAAAGCAGAAGUUGGAAGGCAAAGGCGGCCACGCAGCGGGUCCGGGGCCCGGCAGACCCAAAUCCAAAAAUCUGCAGCCCAAAGUCCAAGAGUAUGAAUUCACCGACGAUCCACAAGACAUUCCCCGCACUCCUAAAAACGAUGUACCCAACAGGUUUUGGGCGUCAGUUGAGCCGUAUUGUGCCGACAUCACGAACGAAGAGAUCCGAUUGCUCGAAGAUCUCCUGAAACCCCCGGAGGACGAGGCUGAGUAUUUCAAAAUUCCAGCUCUGGGGAAGCACUACUCUCAGCGGUGGGCUCAGGAGGAUCUGCUGGAGGAGCAGAGGGAAGGAGCGCGAGCUAACGACAAGAAGAAGAGCCUCAUGGGGGGGCCGCUGUCGGAGCUGGACGCAAAAGACGUGGACUCCUUGUUGAAAAAGUCUGAGUCCCAACACGAGUCUCCAGAGGACGGAUGUCCCUUCGGUCCCCUCACCCAGCGGCUGCUGCAGGCCCUCGUAGAGGAGAACAUUAUAUCCCCCAUGGAGGAUUCACCCGUACCGGACAUUUCAGGGAAGGACGCUAACGACGGCGCUGGGACGUCUCCCAGAAGCCAAGGGAAAGCUUUCAGUGUUCCUCACACGCGUUCUCUAGAGGCCCGGAUCAAAGAGGAGCUGGUCGCCCAGGGGCUGCUGGACUCCGAGGAGCGGCCCGGCCCGGGAGGAGACUCCGAGGACGAGAUCCUGGCGGAGCUGCAGAAGAGGCAGGCGGAGCUCAAAGCCCUGAGCGGUCACAACAGAUCCCGGAAGCAGGAGCUACUCCGGUUGGCGAAGGAGGAGAUGCGCAAGCAGGAGCUCAGGCAGAGGGUCCGGGUGUCUGACAACGAGGUCAUGGAGGGAUUCCGGAGAAUCAUGGCGGCCAGGCAGAAGAAACGCACUCCGACCAAGAAGGAGAAGGACCAGGCCUGGAAAGCACUGAAGGAGCGGGAGAGCAUCCUCAAGCUCCUGGACGGAUAGAGGCGGAGACGGUCUGUGUCGGGAGAAGAAGAAGAAGAAGGAGAAGAAGGAUGUGUUUCCAGAUCGACACAAAUCAAGAAUAGCUGUGACAGCUGUGAGAUGGUCGGUGAACAGCUGUAUUUAUGAAUCUAUGAUGAUGUAGGACAUGGAUGUUUAUUGCAGGUCUGCGUGGUUUUGAUUUGGGACAUUUCUGUAGUAGUUUGUUUUUUUCGUCAUGUACAGCCGAACGCUCGAGUUGAAACACGUCAGAGACUUUUUUUUUUCUUUCUCUUUCUUUCUUUGGCAGUUUAAUUUUGUAUUUGUAUUUUUCUUUUACCAUUGUAAUGUUAUGAAAACAACACACACAGAUGUUUGAAUAAAUCAGUACCAAUUGUGGAAA